AUGAACUGCCUUACCGUGAUCCAAACUUCACAAGGAUUGGCCACGUAUCUCAAGAAGAAAUUUCCUGAACGGUGUCGGUAUGGUGUCGUGAUAGGAAGAGAUGCACGGAAGAACUCCGAAAAGUUUGCCCGCCUUGCAGUCAAUGCUUUUGUUGCACAAGGGAUCAAGGUCUGGUUUUGCGCUAAAGAGUGUACGACGCCGAUGAUCUCCUUUGCGACAAAGGUUAAGGGAGCAGUUGCAGGGGUCAUGAUUACGGCCAGUCAUGUGAACUCGCCGAUCGACGCCGAGAUUGCUCAAUCCAUCCAGGAGAAUCUGUAUCCUUGGCCAGGCGCUUGGGCUGACUCCAGUACGGAUAAUACAAAUAAAUUGGUGGACUGGGGUGCAUACAAAGACAUUGUCCUACCCUGGGGUGAUGCUAUUCGUCGCUAUGCACUUUCUACGGUAGAUAAGCUGAUUCCCCCGACCCCAUUUAUGUAUACUCCCUUGCACGGGACGGGUGGGAUUCCCUUACCCUACAUCAUGCAUCAGAUAGGGAUAGGCACGUGGAUGCUCAAUGUGGACGCUCAAUUCGACCCCGAUCCAACAUUUCGCACGGUGCGCUAUCCCAAUCCUGAGGAGGAUGGUACACUGGAUAUAGCGAUGUCUUGUGCGGAGAACAACGACAGGCCGCUUUUGAUUGCGAACGACCCUGAUGCGGAUCGACUUGCAGUCGCGCAGAAAAUGAGGAGGGAUUCAUGGUACACGUUCACCGGAAACCAGAUCGGCGUUCUGCUCGCUUCUCAUAUUUUCGAGGAACUCGAGUACCCUUGCAAAAAGAAAGGCUACGUGGUUCUGAGCAGCGCCGUUUCCAGUGUCAUGCUGGAGAAAAUGUGUGCGGCUCGUGGCAUCCGCUUCCAGGAAACGCUGACGGGAUUCAAGUGGAUGGGGAACAUUGCCAAACAGCUGGAGGAAGAAGGCUACGAAGUUCCGUUUGCCUACGAAGAGGCUCUCGGGUACAUGUUUCCGAAAGUCUGCUACGACAAGGACGGUAUCACGGCUGCGGCCGUCUUUCUUCUCGCAGAAGGGAAAUGGCGCUCUAUGAACAUGACUCCGUUCGACAAGCUGGAGCAAUUGUUUGGGCGAUAUGGCCAUCACGAGACGCUCAAUGGCUAUUUCCGAUCGCCUGAUCCAGCCACCACGGCUACUCUUUUCGAGAAGAUCCGCAAGGGCCCUUGGCGCAAAGGCACGAAUUUUGGAUCAUUUAAGAUCUUGAGAUGGAGGGAUAUGACGAUUGGUUACGACUCGGACACUCCCGACAACAAACCAGCGCUGCCAGUAGAUGAGGGAAACCAGAUGAUCACACUGUGGCUGGAUCGGGAUGUUAAAUUCACCCUCCGAGCGUCUGGGACCGAGCCCAAGGUUAAAUUCUAUAUCGAAUGCUGGAUAAACAACAGGGAUAAGGCCAUCGAAGUUGUCUGCGAGACGUUCACCACGAUCCAUAAGCAUUGGAUCCGGGCUUUCGCGCCGACAAUGACUCACAAACGCGAAUAUCUCACCUCUUCUUCCCAUCUGCAUGUGGUAAAGGACGAGUAA
Molecule: messenger RNA, 1572 nt
Organism: Rasamsonia emersonii CBS 393.64
Lineage: Eukaryota; Fungi; Ascomycota; Eurotiomycetes; Eurotiales; Trichocomaceae
Product: Phosphoglucomutase
Exons: 5
Coding region: 1-1572 (523 amino acids)
Biological process (GO): purine ribonucleoside salvage; carbohydrate metabolic process
Molecular function (GO): phosphopentomutase activity
Source: RefSeq, a predicted model, not a curated record